CUUUUUGUCCAGGAAUCUACUUUCCCAAUUUGGUCCAAGUACGCCCCGCCGAGCCGGAGUCCACCCCCUUUCUCCGACCGUCUCGAUCUUCGAUUCCUGUCAAUUUGUUGUCAGCGUCUACAAUCACCGCCCGUUACCGUUAGUUCCGGAACACAUUCAGUCCCCGGAAUAGCCACCUACUGUCUAUAAUCAUCUCACCCAAUCGAUUUGAGACGAUUGACUCGUUGCCAUAGCUUUUCAAUAAGGAUAAUUUAUGGCUGGAAUGAUCAUCAGUUGAGAGUCAUGAAAGUUUGUCUACGGCCUGCAAAUUGCUGCAAAUAAUUUGCCGAAGGGGAAUUACGAUUUGCAAGCUGCGAAGGGGCUGAAGAUUAGAAGACGAAAGUAUGUUUCUCUGUCCGCAGUCCGCCUGAAGACCUGAAAUUGAAGCUUGCUCGGCGCACGCGGAUCGCUGCUUCGUCGGUGGUCAGACACUCAGCCGCCUCUUAGCUGAUCUAUAGUCCGUGGUAGUGUCGUACCCGUCCCUAGGUGACUAACUGUGAUGAUAUCGAGUAUCUGCACAAAAUUGUUUCUAGUUCUGUGUUGUAUGAUGGACAUGUGAUAUUUCAUCUUAUAGGGAAACAAGAAAUAGGAUGAAUUUACAAGCACAUAUAUCAGGGCAAAUCUCAGGGCAGGUGCCCAAUCAGGGUGGUGCUUCCUUACAAGGUCUGUCCCAACAGAAUGGAAAUCCAUUAUCCAAUCAAAUGCAAAACACAUCUCUUCAUCGUAAUAUGGCCAAUAUAGAUCCAGAUAUUUACAAAGCUCGGAGGUUCAUUUCAGAAAAAAUCUAUGCGCAUCUCAUGCAGAAGCAACAAGCACAUGAGAUAGCUCCAAAGAAGAUGGUGGAUAUUGUGAAACGGUUGGAGGAGGCUUUGUACAAGAGUGCUACUUCAAAGGUUUUUUUGGGUUUUGAUUCAUCAGGAGGAAUAUCUGAAUCUGGGCUCUUUAGAGAGCCGCUUGCAUUUUCUAAUCAAGCAAAUACCUAAUAAUCAUAAUGCACGGUUUUCACAUGUUAACUCAUCAUCUUCUAUCGGCACUAUGAUUCCAACACCAGGCAUGCAUCAGAGUGGGAAUUCUACCCUAAUUGGAUCAUCAUCAGUGGACAGCUCAAGUAUUGCUGGGAAUCCUGGAGGUUCUAUGGGGAGUGGCUAUCAACAAAUGCCGUCAAGCUUUUCAAUAAGUUCUGGGGGAAAUAACUUGGUAACAUCUAUGGGUGCACAAAGAAUGACAAGCCAAAUGAUUCCCACCCCUGGUUUUAAUAAUAAUAACAGUGAUAAUUUAAAUAACAACAUCAGUAACCAGUCUUACACGAAUUUGGAGUCAUCAAAUAUUGCUGGGGCGCCUGCUAAUGUCGGUUCCAGUAUAACAUCACAUUCAGUGCAGCAAAAGCAGCAUGUGGUUAGCCAAAACAGUCGUAUAUUGCAAGCACUUGGUAGCCAUAUGAGUGGUGGAUUGAGGCCUGCGUUGCAAACUAGAUCUUAUGUGUCAUCAACCGGGUCCUUGAAUGGCGGACUUGGUAUGAUGGGAAACAAUUUGCAGCUAUUAAAUGGUCAGGGAGCCUCUGAAGGAUAUAUGACAUCAACCAUGUAUGUUAACCCGUCUAAGCAGUUAUCCCCGCAGUUUGAUCAACAUCAGAGAUCAGUAAUGCAAGGUGAUAUGUAUCCAAUUAGUAAUUCUGAAACCUCAGGGACUGGAUUUGUUCCUGUAUCUUCUAUUGGGUCUGUGAUGAAUAAUCAAAACAUAAAUGAUGUGGCCUUGCAAUCCAUCCCCAAAGCAAAUUCCCCUCACAUGAUCAACCAGUCAAAUGUGAACGCCCCACAACAUAUGACAAAUAUGAAGCUUCAAUCCAUUGAUCACUCUGAACAGUUGAAGUUUCAGUCCCAACAUUCUUUUCCUGAUAAUCAUUUACAAUCUCAUUUGCGUCAGCAAUUUCACAACCAGGCCCAACAAUUACAGCAGCAGCAGCAAUUUGCUCAACAUCAUCAACAACAGAAGCAGCAAAGUCAGCAGCAACUGCUGCUAAAGACCAACAGUACUGGUCAAGUUCCGAUCUUGUCUGAUUUGGGUGGUAAAAUCAAUUCAGAGCCUGCUACUCACGAUGAAACGCUACUGUCUCAGGUCCCUGAACAAUUUCAGUUUUCUGAUGUGCAAAAUCUGUACCCACAUAAUUCUACAGGAGAACAUUCUAAAAGUAAUCAGUUACUACCUCCUCCAUCUAGUCAACAAGAUCCAUUUUCUUCAUUGACACCAACUUCAGAACACAUGCAACAGAUGAUGCAUCAACAUAUAUAUGUUUCUGAAACUCAAAAUGGUUUCAAAUGUUCUUCUAAUGGAGUUCAUUCAGAUGCAAUGUUGCAGGGUCAAUGGUACCCUAAGUUUCAAGAUGGGUCUCAAAUGCCUAGUAGCUUCUCACAAGAACAGAGUGGUAAACAAAAAUUGCAACAGAGAAUUGCUAGAUCAGAGGAAGCUCAAAGAAACAAUAUGUCUCUUGAUGGAGCUAUUGCUUCCCAAUCUGUUGUGAAUAGUGUAAUCAACCCAAAGACUUCGAGUAAUUCUGCACGCAAGUUCAGUAACCAUACUUCUGAGGGGCGGUUUUUAAAUCAAACUAGAUGGUUACUUUUUCUGUUUCAUGCACGUCGAUGCCCUGAUCCAGAGGGGAAAUGCGCAGAGUCUAAUUGCAUAAAUGCUCAGAAACUCUUAAGGCAUAUGGAGCAGUGCAAUGCGUUGGGAUGUCAAUAUCCUCGUUGCGCUGGAUCAAAACUCUUACUUAGUCAUUUUAGGCGUUGCAAGAAUGCAACUUGUGAUGUUUGCAUUCCUGUAAAACAGUUUAGGCAAGCUUUUAGAAAACCUUUUCCUCGCCGUGAUUUGAGUUCUGAUAUGGCAAUUUCUGUUAAUGGAUCUUGUAAGGCCUUUCAUACCGGUGAAGCUGCACAUAGGUUUACUGUCAAGUCAAGCCCUGCAGUGGUUGAAACCCCAGAAGAUUUACAACCUUCCAUUAAGCGCAUGAAGAUUGAGCAAUCCUCUCAAGCUUUUGUAUCUGAACCUGAAGGCUUUAUUUCACCAGUUUCUGUUGGUGGAUCUCAUAUCUUCCUGGAAACACAGGUUGCUGAACAACAUGCUGAGAAUAUUGUGGUGAAACCUGAGGUCGUGGAAUUGCCAUUGGAAAUUCCUACAAAUGCUGGCCAAAUAAGUGCAGCGCUGAAGGAUAAUUCAGAGGACACUUACAUUCAACGGCCAGUUAUUGAUCCUCACGUAUCAAGUACCUCAUCUUCUCUUCCUGUACAGGAGAGUGCCAAGGCUGAAAAGGAUACAGAUUCAGCUAUACAGGAAACCCCACCGGUUCCUCUGGAAAGCAGUACUGGAUCCAAGUCUGGAAAGCCAAAAAUAAAAGGAGUCUCAUUGACAGAACUGUUUACCCCAGAGCAAGUGAGGGAUCAUAUUAUUGGUCUUAGACAAUGGGUUGGCCAGAGUAAAGCGAAAGUUGAAAAAAAUCAGGCAUUGGAGAGCUCUAUGAGUGAAAAUUCUUGCCAACUGUGUGCAGUGGAGAAACUUACAUUUGAACCCCCACCUAUUUAUUGCUCUCCCUGUGGUGGGCGUAUUAAAAGAAAUGCAAUGUAUUACACGUUUGGAGCUGGGGACACUCGGCACUUUUUUUGCAUUCCAUGCUAUAACGAUUCUCGUGGAGACACCAUUGUAUGCGAUGGAACUAAUAUUACAAAGUCAAAGAUGGAAAAAAAGAAAAAUGAUGAGGAAACUGAAGAAUGGUGGGUUCAAUGUGACAAAUGUGAAGCUUGGCAACACCAAAUUUGUGCAUUAUUUAAUGGUAGAAGGAACGAUGGGGGGCAAGCUGAGUAUACGUGUCCCAAUUGCUAUGUUAUUGAAGUUGAAAGAGGAGAACGAAUACCUUUACCCCAAAAUUCUGUUCUUGGAGCAAAAGAUCUGCCUAGAACAAUCCUGAGUGAUCAUAUUGAGCGGCGUCUAACUUGGCGACUGAGGCAGGAAAGACAGGAGAGGGCGAGGCUCCAAGGGAAAAGCCACGAUGAGGUUCCCGGAGCAGAAGGACUUGUCGUAAGGGUUGUUUCAUCAGUCGACAAGAAGUUAGAAGUUAAGCCACGAUUUCUUGAAAUAUUUCAAGAAGAGAACUACCCCCCUGAGUUUCCAUAUAAAUCAAAGGUAUUGUUGUUGUUUCAAAGAAUUGAAGGUGUAGAAGUGUGCCUAUUCGGCAUGUAUGUUCAGGAAUUCGGUUCAGAAUGCUCACAGCCUAAUCAUCGGCGUGUUUACCUCUCUUACCUGGACUCUGUUAAGUAUUUCAGGCCCGAAAUAAAAGCAGUGACCGGAGAAGCUCUCCGUACAUUUGUUUAUCAUGAAAUUCUGAUUGGAUAUCUAGAGUACUGCAAAAAGCGUGGUUUCACAAGUUGCUACAUCUGGGCUUGCCCUCCACUGAAGGGGGAAGAUUAUAUAUUAUAUUGCCAUCCUGAAAUUCAGAAAACACCAAGAUCUGACAAACUGAGGGAGUGGUAUUUAGCAAUGCUAAGGAAAGCUUCUAAGGAAAAAAUUGUGGUGGAUCUCACUAAUUUAUAUGAUCAUUUCUUUGUGUCUACGGGUGAAUGUAAAGCUAAGGUUACUGCAUCACGGCUGCCGUAUUUUGAUGGGGAUUAUUGGCCUGGCGCAGCUGAAGAUAUGAUCUAUCAGCUUCAGCAGGAAGAGGACGGUAGAAAACAAUAUAAAAAGGGAUCAUUGAAGAAGACCAUAACUAAAAGAGCUUUAAAAGCUUCUGGUCAAACUGAUCUCUCUGGAAAUGCUUCAAAGGAUCUGUUGCUGAUGCACAAGCUUGGUGAAACGAUCAGCCCAAUGAAGGAGGAUUUUAUUAUGGUUCACUUGCAACAUGCAUGCAGUCAUUGCUGCAUUCUGAUGGUAUGUGGAACACGUUGGGUCUGCAAUCAAUGCAAAAAAUUUCAGCUUUGUGACAAGUGCUAUGAAGCCGAGCAAAAACUUGAUGACAGAGAGAGGCACCCUAUCAACCAAAAAGACAAGCAUACAUUUUAUCCAGUUGAUAUCAAUGAUGUGCCUGCUGAUACAAAGGAUGAAGAUGAUAUUUUAGAGAGUGAGUUUUUUGAUACAAGACAAGCAUUUUUGAGCCUUUGUCAAGGAAACCACUACCAAUACGAUACCCUCCGCCGUGCUAAACAUUCUUCGAUGAUGGUCCUAUACCAUCUUCACAAUCCCACUGCUCCUGCAUUUGUGACCACAUGCAACAUAUGCCAUCUUGAUAUUGAAGCUGGUCAAGGCUGGCGAUGUGAGGUUUGUCCAGAGUAUGAUGUUUGCAAUGCUUGUUAUCAGAAGGAUGGUGGAGUCGAUCAUCCUCAUAAGUUGACUAAUUAUCCAUCCAUUGCUGACCGCGAUGCACAAAAUAAGGAAGCUCGGCAGCUACGUGUUCUUCAGCUUAGGAAAAUGCUUGAUCUUCUAGUGCAUGCUUCUCGGUGUCGUUCUGGGCAGUGUCAGUAUCCCAACUGUCGCAAGGUUAAGGGUCUCUUCAGGCAUGCGAUGCUAUGCAAAAAGCGUGCUUCUGCAGGCUGCGGUCUCUGCAAGAAGAUGUGGUAUCUUCUUCAACUUCAUGCACGGGCAUGCAAAGAUGCAGAUUGCGCUGUCCCACGGUGCAGGGAUUUACGAGAACAUCUAAGGAGGCUACAACAGCAAGCUGAAUCAAGGCGCCGGGCUGCUGUAAUGGAGAUGAUGCGGCAAAAUGCUUCUGAAGCUGCUGGGAGUUCAGUAUAAUCAAGUUGUUUAGUAUAAUCGGGUUGUACAUAGUACAAGUAUGUUGUCAGCGUGUUAAGUACAUGCACUGAUGACGGAUAGAACUAGUCAUGAAGGCUGUAGGACCAACUCCCACAUCACAAGCAUUCAAAUCUGGUUGAGUACUGCUUCAAGUGGUUCUGUUCGUAUUUCGUAUAUUUUUCUCCAGGUCCUGUGCUGACGAUUCCGAGGCAGCUCACUGGUCCUUGGUGCGGAUGUAGAUUGCAAAUGUUUCUCUCGGUAUGCAACUCCAGAAGCAAUUCUUUCAUUUUAUUCCCUUAUAUAUUCCCAUCAUUUGAUGGCAAAAUGUACCAUAGUUUUCUCAAUUCAUGUAGUAGCAUAGGUUGUGGGAGUGUGGGGUAUUAGUUUUUGAGAUUAGUGUGGCUGUCUGUCCAUGGAUAUGAAUUAUGGUUUAAAAGAAAAAUAGAAACAAAGAAACCCAUCCACACUUCUAUCCAUGGGUGUGCCUCCUCAAUGUGCUUGUUUUUGUAGAUGGAUCCCUCAUUUAAAGACAUUGAAGUAAUAAGUUGUAAUUUUAUUUCCU
Molecule: messenger RNA, 6373 nt
Organism: Cuscuta epithymum
Lineage: Eukaryota; Viridiplantae; Streptophyta; Magnoliopsida; Solanales; Convolvulaceae
Source: the annotation of a GenBank genome assembly